AUGGAGGAGGAGGGCGCAGUCGGCGAAUCGGAGGAGGAGGAGGAGGGCGCAGUCGUCGACGUUGGCGUGUCUGACUCAGAGGAGGAGUUGGAGGUGCUCCAGCAACCUAACCUGAUCCAGAAGGUCGCCGACGUUGUCAGGCUCUCAACCGACCAGCGCGAGUCGCGCGCACGGCUGGGUGAUGCGCGGGCCGCCGCCGCCGACGGCAGCAACGACAGCAGCAGCGGUGGCGAUGGUGCCGAGGCACCAAGCGCGGUGGUGGCAGGCUCAGCCCUGGCGGCCUCGGCGGUCAUAUUUGAGGGGGUGCAGGUGGCGGGGACGACGCUGCUCUUCCUUCUCGCGCAGCGCUGGACCGGCGCACAGAGUCCGGUCGAGGUGGUGACCUUGCUUGUCGACUACCUGCGAGAUCUCGGCGACACGGGCUACGCCGCCUUCGCCGCCAUGAUGGUCACUUUCCAGGUCAUCCCGGUCGCCGCCGCUUUUGUGCUGACCGUGUCGGCGGGUGCCAUCUUCGGGGCCACCAAGGGGACCGCCCUCGUCCUCUCCUGCUCCACCAUCUCCGCCACCAUCUCCUUCCUCCUCGCGCGCCUCUUCGGGCGAUCACUCGUGCUGGACGCGGCGCGCGAGUCGCCGACUUUUCAGGCGAUCGACGCGGCCUUUGCCAACGUCGGCUUCGCCAAGGCUUUCACACUCAUCUUCCUACUGCGUCUCUCACCCAUUUUGCCCUUCUCGUGGGCAAACUACGUCUUCGGCCUCUCCCCUGUCCCAUGGGCCGCCUUCUCCCUCGGCACACUCACCGGCUGCCUGCCCGCCGUCGCCGCCUACGUCACCUCCGGCGAGCUCGGCGCCUCGAUCGCCGUCGACGGCGGCGACACCAACCCCUGGUUGCUCGCCGUCGGCAUCGCCGCCACUAUCAGCGCCAUCAGCGUCGCCGGCAACAUCGCGAGCGACGCGCUACGUGAGGAGGGGCUCGACUUUGACUUGGAAGGGGAGAGCAAGGCGAGGAGCUGA
Emiliania huxleyi CCMP1516 is the source of this 1011-nucleotide messenger RNA. RefSeq lists its product as hypothetical. Lineage: Eukaryota; Haptophyta; Isochrysidales; Noelaerhabdaceae. The coding region runs from base 1 to 1011 and encodes 336 amino acids. The record is from RefSeq and is a predicted model, not a curated record. The transcript is spliced from 6 exons.